UAAUAAGAAAAGAAAAGGGUGAGAUUAGAAAGAAAGAAUGGGAAAUAAUAAUAAAUAUUAUUAUUAUUAUGUAGUUAUAAAUGUUGUGUUUAUUUUUGGAAUUAAUGUUGUAAUUGGAAGAACUGUAGAGAAUUCCAACACAUCAACCAUUUCCUCCGGUUCUCCUCUCAACCGGAAUUCUUUUCCGAAGGCUUUUCUCUUCGGAACUGCUUCAGCUGCUUACCAGUAUGAAGGUGGUGCUAAAGAAGGUGGUAGAGGACCAAGCAUAUGGGAUAUUUUCACCCAAACAUACCCACAGAAAAUUGAUGACAAAAGCAGUGGCAUGAGAGCCGUAGAUUCAUAUCAUCGUUACAAGGAAGAUAUUGGUAUUAUGAAGGAUAUUGGAUUUGAUGCAUACAGAUUUUCCAUCUCUUGGUCUAGGGUUUUACCAAAUGGAACAUUAAAGGGAGGAGUGAACAAAGUUGGGAUUAAGUAUUACAAUGAUCUUAUUAACCAAGUCAUCUCCAAAGGAUUGCAACCAUUUGUGACUUUAUUUCAUUGGGACCUUCCCCAAGGACUAGAAGAUGCAUAUGGAGGUUUUUUGAGCCAUAAAAUUGUCGAUGAUUUUAAAGACUAUUCAGACUUAUGUUUUAAAGAGUUUGGCGAUAGAGUGAAGAAUUGGAUUACACUAAACGAGCCAUUUUCUUUCACAACUCACGGGUAUGAUUCUGGGACUUUUGCGCCGGGAAGAUGUUCGCCGUUGUACGUUGCUAACAACUGCAGCGGUGGCGACUCGAGCACAGAGCCUUACUUGGUUGCCCACAAUCAACUUCUUGCUCAUGCAGCUGCAGUUAACCUUUAUCGAACCAAAUACAAAUCUCAAAAGGGUAAAAUUGGAAUUUCACUUAAUGGUGCAUGGAUGGUGCCCAUUAACAAUUCUUUAGCAAAUAAAGAAGCUGCUGAACGUGCUCUUUCCUUCACCUUUGGUUGGUUUAUGGAGCCACUAAAAUCAGGAAAUUACCCAAGUGUAAUGGUAAAAUAUGUGAAAGAAAGACUUCCAAAAUUCACAAAAGAAGAAUCUUCAAUGGUGAAAGGAUCUUAUGAUUUCAUUGGAUUGAACUAUUAUAGUGCCAAGUAUGCUCAAAAUGCUACUUGCUCUCCUAAUCAAUUGGGUCUCAGAUUUUCUACUGAUUCUUGUGUUGAUCUUACUUUUGUGAGAAAUAACAUUCCAAUUGGUCCAAUGGCUGCCUCACCUUGGCUAUAUUCAUAUCCAAAAGGAAUGGAGAACAUUGUAAUGUACACAGUGAAGAAACUCAACAACCCUGUUAUUUAUAUAACAGAAAACGGAUAUUCAGAACUUAACACUGGAAAAUUUUCCAAGCAUGACAACAACAGAAUCAAAUAUUUUGUGGAUCAUCUUUCAUCCCUUCAAAGGGCCAUAAAGAGAGGAGCUAAUGUGAAGGGGUAUUUUGCAUGGUCAUUGUUGGACAACUUUGAAUGGGCUGAUGGCUACACCAUUCGAUUUGGCAUUGUCUAUGUCGACUACAACCAUGGUUUGACUAGACGCCUUAAAGACUCUGCUACCUGGUUCAAACAACUUCUUCACUAAUGGGUAGAGAAAUUUUUGAUUAAAAGGGUAAAAAAUCUUUCGAUUUAGCCUAAUCAAUCCAAUCCGAUCGACUGUCUUAGUUACCAAGUUACAAGAGCAUGUUUGUUCGUGUCAUAUUUCAUUCAAAUUCGAAUAUAGAUAGUGUUGCUCCAGCUCAAACCACGAUUAUGAAUUUUGUUGUGUCGAACCAAGAUUAUUAGUCUUGAUGAUCGGACUCUUGUGCAUUUACAAAUCAUGUCGUGUCGUGUCUCAACCCGGAUUGUGACAUCCAUGUUAGCUCAUAAAGGCUUGUCUAAUUUUUUAACAUCUAAAAAAAAUAACAUUAUGACCAUAUUUCAAAAAGAAGAAAAAAAGAUAAUAACAUUAUCACCAAUAACCACAACAAUCAUUUACACCAAUAGAGGGGAAAAUAAUUAUGUUACAAAGGGAUCGAAAACCCGCCUUUCUUUUACAUUUUUCGGUCUUCAUAGAUGGAAAACAUAAUUAAUGGUUUGAUAGAACUCAUGAGAAGGAACAAACGGAACAAAAUAAAAAGCAAGUUGUGAAUCGAAAAAAUCAAAACCGGUUUAUUCAUUUGAUGAUUCCCGGUCUAUUAGCUCUAACUUUAGACCUAGUGUGGUGUACCUUCUUUGGUACAUCUGUUGUUAAUGCAUACAUCUUUACAGCAAACAGCUCCUCGGGUAACCCCUUCUGAUCCUGAUCAAUCAACAUAAAAAUAAAAA
This is a messenger RNA of Cannabis sativa, 2310 nucleotides long. RefSeq names its product beta-glucosidase 12-like. NCBI's taxonomy places the organism in Eukaryota, Viridiplantae, Streptophyta, Magnoliopsida, Rosales, Cannabaceae. The record is from RefSeq and is a predicted model, not a curated record. Gene Ontology annotation, biological process: carbohydrate metabolic process. The coding region runs from base 38 to 1588 and encodes 516 amino acids. The transcript has 13 exons. Gene Ontology annotation, molecular function: beta-glucosidase activity.